AUGACCGUUCUCAAGGCAUCUAGAGAAUCUGAAGGGAUCACAGCAAACAACAACACGGUGACCAAGAACCAGGCAUCUGCAACAUCUUCCUUUGAGCCAAGCAGGAACAUGACGACGAGCAGCAGGCUGGGCUGGCCGAGUCAAGCGGCACGGGACACGCCGCGGCAUCACCUCCUUCCAGCCAUCACGCUCCUCGACAACGGGGGCACAUCGAUGAAGGUCUUGGUGGCCGGCAUCGUCUUGGGGACCAACACCUCAAAACCGCCGAGAGCAGUAGACCGCGUCGUCUCGAGAGCAAGCUCAGCCUCGACAUACACGACAUCGGCUGCAUCGGAGGCCCCGGAAAACCCACCGGAAACAAGGCCAUUGGGGGCAGCCAAGAGCAUCAGCGAGGCCAACACCACCACAUUGCCUCCGGCAGCAUCAGGUGCAGCGCAGGUCAUGGCGGCAGCCGACGGUGGUGUCCGUGGGGCCAGCUCCUCUUCAUCUUCAUCCUCGUCGUCGUCAAUAGCGGAAACCCACGAAGCAGGAUCUGGUGCAGCAGCAGUCGCUUACAGAGUCGAAGCAGGCGGUGGGGUCAGGGGAGCCAGCUCCUCUUCGUCUUAG
Messenger RNA from Lolium perenne, 606 nucleotides. NCBI's taxonomy places the organism in Eukaryota, Viridiplantae, Streptophyta, Magnoliopsida, Poales, Poaceae. The record is from RefSeq and is a predicted model, not a curated record.